AUCUUCACAUAAACCCUAGCUAAAUAAGUACUAUAACUCUCAUCCCCAAACCCUGCCAAUUCCACCAAUUCUUUACAAUUCCCCCCGCCGCAUUAACAUAUCUUAACCCGCCCAAAAAUGCCGCCCAAGUUCGACCCAACCCAGGUAGUGGACGUUUUCGUCCGGGUCACCGGCGGUGAGGUCGGCGCAGCUUCUUCCCUCGCCCCCAAAAUCGGCCCUCUCGGUCUCUCCCCUAAGAAAAUCGGUGAGGACAUCGCCAAGGAAACCGCCAAGGAUUGGAAAGGCCUCCGUGUCACCGUCAAACUCACCGUCCAAAAUCGUCAGGCCAAGGUGACAGUCGUUCCCUCCGCCGCCGCAUUAGUGAUCAAGGCACUCAAGGAGCCCGAGCGUGACCGUAAGAAGACCAAGAACAUCAAGCACAAUGGCAACAUCUCCCUUGACGACGUUAUUGAGAUCGCUAAAGUUAUGCGCCCCCGGUCCAUGGCCAAGGACUUGAGUGGCACGGUGAAGGAAAUUUUGGGUACCUGCGUUUCUGUUGGUUGUACGGUCGACGGAAAGGAUCCGAAGGAUCUGCAGCAGGAAAUUACCGAUGGUGAUGUGGAGAUUCCUCAGGAUUGAGAUUUUGUUGGAUUGGAUUUCGAGCUGAAUCUCUAUGGUUUGGAUAUUUUUGUUUCUUUAGCUUUACUCUGUACUUCCUCUUUUCUUUUAGUUGAAUGCAGUAUGUGGAUGCUAAUUACUGCUUCUAUUACUCAGUUUAAAUGAGAUUUAAGUUUAUAAUUAUGGUUUCAUUUUUGAGUA
Sesamum indicum (sesame) is the source of this 798-nucleotide messenger RNA. Its product is annotated as large ribosomal subunit protein uL11. Lineage: Eukaryota; Viridiplantae; Streptophyta; Magnoliopsida; Lamiales; Pedaliaceae. Gene Ontology annotation, biological process: translation. The record is from RefSeq and is a predicted model, not a curated record. Gene Ontology annotation, cellular component: cytosolic large ribosomal subunit; ribosome. Gene Ontology annotation, molecular function: structural constituent of ribosome; large ribosomal subunit rRNA binding.